Hibiscus syriacus is the source of this 2164-nucleotide messenger RNA. RefSeq names its product basic proline-rich protein-like. The transcript is spliced from 4 exons. The coding region runs from base 256 to 1935 and encodes 559 amino acids. The record is from RefSeq and is a predicted model, not a curated record. NCBI's taxonomy places the organism in Eukaryota, Viridiplantae, Streptophyta, Magnoliopsida, Malvales, Malvaceae.
GGUCUUCUAUCGUAGAAAACACUGCAAAGAUACUUAUCAGAAACCCCCAAAAUAGCUGAAAAUUUAACUCUGGUUACUUCUCGAAGAAAUAAAAAACUAAAAGAGCGAUUCUCGCUUCAUCUUCUUCGAACGGAAGCCGUCAGGUACUUCGAUUUCCAUAAAUGCUCUCUUCAGUUGCUCAGAUCUGAAUUUAAUUUUUAUGAUUUUGGAUGGCUAUCUCGAUCUCCUGAUAAAAAGUUCACGGACAAGCAAAUAAUGGACUUAACAUUAACUUCUUCUUCACCUCCCCAAAAUUCCAGCAAAGAUUUCAUCGAUCUGAUUAAUCACCCACGAAAUGAAGAUAUUCACAAUCAAGGCUCUGGAUUUAGUGCUGGUAAUGACGGGAUUAAUAACAGGGAAGAGAUUGUCCCUAGCUAUGAUUUCCAACCGAUCUGUCCUGUUUCAACUAGCCUUGAUGUCCCUGGAGUUAUUAAUAAUCCCUGGUCCUGGAGUUCUGUUGAUUCUAAAAUUAAGAAGCAUGGUUCUCUUGAUUCACUUGAACCUGUAAAAGAAAUUCAAGAAAAGGAACAAAAAGCCGUUGACACAUCAUUAGUGGCUGCAAUUGACCAAACCAUGAAGAAACAUACUGAUAAUUUGAUGCACAUGUUAGAAGGUGUUGGUGCCCAUCUUACACAGCUGGAGAGUAGAACCAGUAACCUUGAGACUUCUGUGGAUGAUUUGAAGGUGUCUAUAGGAAACAAUCAGGGAAACACUGAUUGGAAAAUGAGACAGCUAGAGAAUAUUUUAAAAGAGGUGCAAACAGAGGUGCAUUUUGUAAAAGAAAAGCAAGAGAGUUUGGAAGCUCUUUUAAAGCUUCCAAAGCUGCAGGCGACCGAGAGAGACCAGCCAUCAGAAACUCAUAGCACUGCACAUAUGGAUUCCGUGCUACAAGCUGCAUCUGCUCCUUUUCAAUCUCACCAGCAGCUUCCUCCACCUGCUGCUUUUCUGCAAUCACUUUCUUCUGCUCCACCUCCUACUGUUCCUCCUCCAGUUGUUCGCCAGCAAAACCUGCCACAUCCAGAUCAAUUCCCUCAGAGCCAAGUUCCUUCUGUCCCUCAACGAGAUGCUUACUAUCCACCACCUGGCCAACCUCAGGAGACCCCAAAUCAGCUAUUCCCGAUGCCUCCUACUCUGCAAGUUCCUUCUGGCCCUCAGCGUGAUGCUUACUACUCACCGCCUGGCCAAACUCAAGAGACUCCUAGUCAACAAUACCCAAUGCCUUCUGCUCAGCAGCCACAGCCCUCUCCUGCAGCACCGCCUCAUCAGCCAUAUCAACCAGCCCCUCCACCUCAGUACUUUCAACCACCACAGCCCCAUCAAGUUCAACUUCCCGUAGGCCACCAUCCUGAAGAAGCAUCUUAUGUACCUUCCCAAACAUAUCCACAAAACCUACUUCAGCCACCCUCUCAACCACCCAGUGGCCCUCCUUCCUCCCAACGGUAUUUUGGGACCCCACCUCAAAUGCAUGAACCACCAUCCAGAAGGCCUGUUACCGGGUUUUCUACUGGAUAUAUCCCACAAUCUGGGCCAAGUGAACCAUAUGGUUAUGGUGGAUCGUCUCCACAAUAUGGCAGCAGCUCUCCUAUGAAAAUGCCGCAGCUCCCAUCUUCUACUGGAAGUGGUUACCCACAGCUUCCAACAGCUAGGAUACUACCACAUGCAUUGCCCACUGCAUCCGGGGUUGGUGGCGGACCAGCUCCGUCUGGACCUGGAAACAGGGUUCCCAUUGAUGAUGUUGUUGACAAAGUAACCAGCAUGGGAUUUCCCAGGGACCAUGUUAGAGCAACGGUUAGAAAAUUAACGGAGAACGGGCAGUCGGUCGACCUCAAUGUGGUGUUGGAUAAGCUAAUGAAUGAUAGUGAUAUACAGCUACCGAGAGGCUGGUUGGGGAGGUAAACCUGCGAUCAUUGAUUCAUGUUCAUGUAUAGGAGUUAUCAUCGAUUCGGAUUGAACUUAUUCAGAGAUUAGGGGGGCCUACAUCAACCCCCAUCUUGCUUGCUUUCAGGUUUCUCAAUUUCUCCCACUUUUCACUCUUCUUGUUUGACUGUCGAGUUUCUUUUCUCGCUUUUUCACAUUUGUGUAUACUUGCAAUAAUUUGAAUUAAGUUGACUAUUCAUUUUGUUAA